AUGAAGUCUCUCACAGUGUUCCUUGCGGCUCUGCAGAGCGCCGCAGCCUUUCCUGCGGUAAUGGAAUCUUUGUCCAAACGCCAGUCCAACACCUGUACUACCAGUGCAAAAUGCAAUGAGCAAUACGAAGUCACGGACGCAGACAUUGGCUACAACCCCAACGCACCCACUGCCGCCCAGAUUGCAAGCGCUGGCCGCAAUCACUGCGGUAACUUGGUCCCCUGCACCCUGUUCAGUGCUGCGGAACAAUACGUUUCUACCAGCGGAGCCAACGCCUUCCAGUCCCCAAAGUCUACAGAUCUUCGUGGUCCUUGCCCCGGCCUUAACGCAGCCGCCAACCAUGGCUACCUAGCCCGCAACGGGGUGCAGUCGCUCGCGCAGACAAUUACAGGCCUUGGUCAAGCCUAUGGGAUGUCUGUUGACCUUGCUGGUAUAUUGGGUGCAUACGCCAUCGCCUUCGAUGGAGACUUGGUCUCAAUGACUUGGUCCAUCGGUGGACCACAAGCCAAACUUGGGGCUAUCGAUUCUGGUCAGGGCAUCUCUUGGUCUCACAACAAGUAUGAGGGCGACACCUCUAUCUCUCGCUGUGACGCAUACAUCAACAACGGUGACGCCCACUCUCUGAGCCCUACCCGAUUCGCAUAUGCAUACUAUGAGGGUCUCGAGGACGACCGCCUCGACAUGGACAAGUUCGCCCGUGCCUUUGCGAAGAAUACCCACCGCUCGAUCGGACAGAACCCAUACUACUUCGCUCCGUUGUUCUCCACAACCUUGGUUAGCCCAGCGGCGUACAACUUCGUCAUCGCCAUGAUGUCCAACCAUACUGCCGACCAGCCCGGUGGCUAUCUGAACGAGGACAUGUUCAAGACAUUCUUCGCCGUCACUGGCGACUAUCCUAACUACGAGUGGCAUCCAGGUCAGGACAGAAUCCCAGAUAACUGGUACCGCCGGCCAAGUGCUCAGCCAUAUACUGCUACUACAGGAGUUUUCGGCGAUCUGUUGUCAGAGUUUGCUGCGUACCCUGAUUCGUUCCGUUUCGGCGGCAACACAGAUGGAGUAAACACCUACACUGGCAUUAACAUCAGGGACUUCUCCAGCGGUCUCUACAACGCUCAGAACCUCUUCGAGGGAGACAAUUUCGCUUGUUUCGUGUAUCAAAACAUCCAACAAGGUCUGCCAGAUGUCUUGAACGCCAACCCUCUGGUGACCGCGGCUGUGACACUGCUCCAGAAGCAAUUCGGCAUUGCUUUCUCUGCUAUCAGCUGCCCGGCCAUUUCCGAAUUCAACAACAACAACUUGCCACCAUACCCAGGCAGAUCUUACAGCCCCAACCCACCAAGCAACGCGCCGCAGAACUGCUGA
Zasmidium cellare ATCC 36951 is the source of this 1362-nucleotide messenger RNA. RefSeq lists its product as uncharacterized. The record is from RefSeq and is a predicted model, not a curated record. NCBI's taxonomy places the organism in Eukaryota, Fungi, Ascomycota, Dothideomycetes, Mycosphaerellales, Mycosphaerellaceae. The transcript is spliced from 9 exons. Gene Ontology annotation, molecular function: peroxidase activity. The coding region runs from base 1 to 1362 and encodes 453 amino acids.